AUGUGGUUUCUCAUCCUUGGACUGGUGUCUUUCUGCCUGGCAGCGAACAAUACUGGUUUAGAUCCUGUCGAUAAUUUCUGCAGGAUAUGGUAUCACCAAUCGGUGGUAAAAAACAACGCAUUAUACAUCGACGGUGGCCUCGAGGUCUUCACCCCCUCCAGCAAUGCAAGUGCAAGCAACAAAACCACCGGAUACAACACCUAUCUCGUGAAACUGGAUCUAACCGACUCAUGGGACUGGAAGACAAACAUAUCGCUGGAAACGAUCGAAAAGACGAAAUCCUCACAGACAGGCACCGCCGCCCCGCUUCUCGUCCGCGGUGCUCUCUAUUCCGGUCCGACGAAUGACUCGCAGUUCUAUCUCUAUGGCGGAUCGGUAUCAACGCAAAAUACCAGCUUCCCAGGCUGGCAAUCGCCAUCAUCGCCACAGUAUUCGCUCUGGUCGUAUGAUACUUCGAAUCAAGAUUGGUCGCAGUACGACACAUCGCUCGAUGUCCCGAACCGACCGAAUAACGGUGCCUUUGCGGAAGCGCCAGAUUUAGGGUUGGCAUUUUACCAUAACGGGCAGAUUGAUGAGGGCAGUUCGCCUGCGUUGGAAAAAGAGAGCAGUUUCCGGGCCUUCCUGCCUGGUCUUGUGGUGAUCGAUACAAAGACUCAAAUUGUACGGAAUUACUCGACGGAUGCGGUUCCGGAUUCGCCUCGAAGUCGACAUGGAGGGGUUUAUAUUGCUGGGGUUGGGGAAAAGGGAAUAUUCGUGACUGUUGGAGGUGUGACGAAGAGCGUGGAUGACAGCAGUUCGAAGAAUAAAGGCAGUCUGAUCUCCAUGGAAUAUAUCGACAUCCUCGACGUCUCUUCCCUCUCAACCAGCAACGGCACCUGGUAUCGCCAAAAAGCAUCUGGCGAUAUUCCCAGUUCUCGUCUGGAUUUCUGUCUCGUCGCCGUUUCCGCCGCAGACAAUUCCAGCCAUAAUAUCUACAUGUAUGGCGGGCGGGAUUUCAGCACCGACUACGACGAGCUGUAUAUUCUUUCGCUGCCGUCGUUUAAGUGGAUUAAAGUGUGGCAAGGCGAGUCUCCGCGAUGGGGACAUACAUGCCAUGUUGUUGGCAAGUCGCAGCUGCUCACUGUCGGAGGGGCGGAUGAUGGGAACUUUACGCGUGGAUGUGACUGGGAGACGAAGAUGGUGGGCGUGUAUGAUCUGAGCAGGGGGACGUGGGGGAGUGUAUACAAGUCUUAUGAUGAUGCGUAUCAAGUGCCACGGACGGUGUUUAGAGAAGUUGGUGGAGAUGCAACCGGCGGCGCAACAACAACACAACCAGAUGGCGGAUUCGACUCGAAAGAUACAGCUCAACUAUUUGGGUCAUCAGGUACUUCAAGCAGCAAAGGAAUCAGUGGAGGCGCAAUUGCAGGGGCUGUGAUAGGAUCAGUCGCUGGGGCUGCAAUCCUCGCUGGUCUGGCAUUCUUUUUCUUCCGACGAAAGAAGACUAUACCAGCACAACAGACACAACUAUCCGAUGAAGAUAAAAAGGCUGAUGGUAAACCUCGACAUUAUCCUAUCUUUGAAUCUCCAGGAUCGAACCCGGCUGUAGAGCUGGGAGAGAACAAUGUACGGCAUGAGAUGGAUCCAUCGCCAAAAGCGAGUCGGUUUAUGGAGCUUCCAUAA
Messenger RNA from Aspergillus wentii DTO 134E9, 1659 nucleotides. Its product is annotated as Kelch repeat-containing protein. Lineage: Eukaryota; Fungi; Ascomycota; Eurotiomycetes; Eurotiales; Aspergillaceae. The coding region runs from base 1 to 1659 and encodes 552 amino acids. Gene Ontology annotation, molecular function: protein binding. The transcript has 4 exons. The record is from RefSeq and is a predicted model, not a curated record.